UUUAUUUAUUUAAAUGUUUAUUCAUUUUUGAGAGAGAGAGAGAGAGAGAGAGCAUGAGAGGGGGAAGGGCAGAGAGAGGGGGACAGAGGAUCCAAAGUGGGCUCUGCACUGACAGCAGCAAGCCUGAGGCGGUGCUCGAACUCAUGAAUUGUGAGAUCAUGACUUGAGCUGAAGUCAGAUGCUCAUCUGACCAUGCCACCCAGCUGCCCCUCAAGUAUGUUUUUAAAAUUUUUAUACUUAUUCUUCCUUUUCAGAAUUCUUAUUAGGGUUUUCAUGCCAUGGCACAUAUCCAGUGACCUCACUCUCUUGCAGUUUGCAUCUUAUCUCCCAAGAUCUUUCUUGAAACAGUUAAGUAAUUAAUAUAUAUUUGAUAUCAUUAAUCUUUGAAUAGAGGGAAGGAGAAAGAUCAUCUCUCUCUUUACAUGGUUGACUAGCACUUAAAAACCUGAUCUUAAUCUUAAUUCUCCAAGAUACAUGAAUAAUGCUUUUACUAUGAGUUGAUACAAUCUAUUUCCUCUAUAAUUACUUAUUAGAGUAGACAUCAUCUUAAAGGCCAGGAAGUGUCUGGUUUCUGGAUUCUCUAGAACCUUUCCCAGGCUACCACAUCUGGCACAGAAUUAGCACUUUAGUUGAAGUUUGAAUAAAUGAAUGAAAUGAACAAAGGAACAUGUAAAGCUUUGAGGAAAAGUAGCAUAUUUUAGUCAUGGGUUCAAGAUGGUUAAUAAAUUAUAAUAUAAAAAAGAGCAGAAUUUGGAGUACCUGCCUGGCUCAGUCAGUAGAGCAUGCGACCUUGAUCUCAGGGUCAUGAAUUCAAGCCCCACAUUGGGAGUAGAGUUUACUAUAAAAAAAAACAAAAAAAAAAACACAACAACUUUUGGCUUACUUUGUGAUUUAAAAAUAUUUUUUAUUAGACUUUUUAAAAAGUUUACUUGUUUAUUUUGAGAGAGAGAGAGUGCAUGCAAGUAAGGGAGGAGCAAAGAGAGAGAGAGGGAGAAAGAGAAUCCCAAGCAGGAUCCAUACUGUCAGCAUAGAGCUGGACACAGGGUUUAAUGUCGUCACUCAUGAACCAAGAGAUCAUGACCUAAGCUGAAGUUCAGUCAGACGUUUAACCGACUGAACCACCCAGGUAUCCCUAGACUUUGUUUUUGAGAGCAGUUUUAAAUUCACAGCAAACUUGAGUGGAAAGUACAGAGAUUUCCUGUAUACCCCCUAUCCCACACAUGGAUGACCUCCUUAGAGUGGGAGAGAGCCAAAGCAUAAGAGACUGUUAAAAACUGAGAACAAACUGAGGGUUGAUGGGGGGUGGGAGGGAGGGGAGGGUGGGUGAUGGGUAUUGAGGAGGGCACCUUUUGGGAUGAGCACUGGGUGUUGUAUGGAAACCAAUUUGACAAUAAAUUUCAUAUAUUAAAAAAAAAAAUUAUCAACAUCCUGCACCAGAGUGGUACAUUUCUUACAGUUGAUGAACCUGUGUUGAUGCAUCAUUAUCACCCAAAGCCCGCAUUUUACAUUAGAGUUCACUUGGUGUGGUACAUUUGAUCAUUUGAACAACUAUAUAAUGACAUGCAUCCACCAUUAUAAUUUCAUACAGAGUAGUCUCACUGCCCUAAAAAUCCUCUGUGGUCUGCCUAUUCGUCCCUCCCCCUAACGUAACCCCUGGCAAUUGCUAAUCUUUUUAUUGUCUUCAUAGUUUUACCUUUUCCAGAAUGUCAUAUGGUUGGAAUUGUAUAACGUGUAAUCUUUUCAGAUUAGCUUCUGAACAUAGUUAUAUACAUUGAAGUUUUUUCCAUGUCUUAGUUCAUUUCUUGUUAGCACUGAAUAAUAUUCUGUUGUCUGGAUGUACCACGGUUUAUUUCUUCAUUCACUUACUGAAGGACAUCUUGUUUUUUCCAAGUUUGGAUUUAUAAAUAAGCUGCUAUAAGCAUUUGUAUGCAGAUUUUUGUGUGGACAUAGUUUUCAACUUCUUUGGGUAUAAUACCAAGGAGUGUGAUUGUUGGAUUGUGUGGUAAGAAUAUGUUGAGUUUGGUAAGAAGCUGUCAAAUUGUCUUUCAAAGUGGCUGUACCAUUUUGCAUUCCUCCCAGCAAUGAGUGAGAGUUCCUGCUUGCUGCUGGCCAGCAUUUAUUUGGUGGUGUCAGCGUUCCAGAUUAUGACCAUUUUAAUAGGUAUGUAGUGGUAUCUCGUUGUUUUCAUUGGCAUUUCCCUGAUGACAUAUGAUACGAUUAGAGCAUGUUUUUAUAUUCUUACUUGCCAUCUGUAUAUCUUCUUUAGUGAGGUGUCUUUUAGAGCUUUAGCCCAUUUUCAAUUGAGUUGUUUUUGUUUUCUGUUUAUUUACUUGUCUAUUUUACUAUUGAGCUGUGAGAGUUUGUGUGUGUGUGCAUGUGUGUGUGUGUAUUUUAAAUGACAGUUUCCUUUAUCAGAUAUAUCUUUGCUAAUAUUUUCUUCCAGUCUGUGGCUUGUGUUUUCAUUUCCUUGAAAUUACUUAUUUUAAUUUGGUUGAUUUUUGAAUAUGGGGUAUAGUUGCAAUGUAGAAAAUUUUAAAAGUGUUGUGUUUGUUUCCUUAGGUUGCCAUAACAAAGUACCGCUGUAGGUGGUUUUAAACAACAGGAACUCAUUGUCUUUAAGUCCUGGACGCUACAAGUCUGCAAACAAGGUUGUUGGUAGGGCCAUGGUCUCUCUGAAGGCUCUAGGAAAGAAUCCUUCCUUGCCUCUUCUAGCUUCUGUUGGUUAGGGGAAAUUCUGGUUUGCAACUCUAUUUCUCUGUCUGCUUCUGUCAUCAUUGGUGUUCUCCGUGUGCCCCUCUAUGUCUGCAUCCAAUUUUCUCUCUUCUUUUAAGGACAUUAGUUAUUGGAAUAUGGCCCACCCUAAUCUACCAUGACCUCUUUUCUACUUGGUUAUAUUUGCAAAGACCCAAUUUCCAAAUAAAGUCACAUUUUAUAAGUAUGGGGAGAGAGGUGUUGCGACUUGAAUAGAUUUCUUCUUGGGGACACAGUUCUACCUACUACAGAUAUAAAAGUGUGUAAAUGAAAAAUUUCUCACCUGUAUCCCCAAGUCACCUAGUUACACUCCUGAGAGGCACAUAUUAUUUGAGUUUAUUUUAAAUAACUGCAACUAGUCUAAAAAUGGCUUAAUGGAGGAAAGUCUCAUUUUCUCCUAGAAGAAUCAGUCUUAUUCUCAUCUUUUUCAUUCAUCAAAACUUCGUGAUUUUUAGUCAUCACAUUUAUCCCAUGUCCUUGGCUGAGUUCAGGGAUGGGGGAAAAAAAGGUGAAAUGUUCAAGUAGAAACUAAAUAUAGUGAACCUAUAUUAAUCAUUGAGUGAAACAUAUUCUGUAUCCAUCCAUGUGACUCCCUCAUUAAAUGUCAGACAUUGUGUGGGUAGCACUUAAUCACUCACUUGCUGGCACAAAGUAGACUGUUGCUAGUUUUAAAUCCUAGUAACAUUAAAUCCUAUAGUAUUUGGUUAUGAUAGUUCUUAUUUAGAUGCAUGUUAUUAAGUGUUUUGAAAUGAAUUUGUUGUUAUGUAUAUAUUGUGAAAAUGAUGUUAUUAAAAUAAAACUCUUUGAGGCAUGCUGUAUUGAGUUAGAUGAAACCUAUGAAGGAUAGUUCUGUUCUUUGAUACUUAAAAUAAGUGCCAAUAUCUUAUGCCUCUAAAAAUAUGAAAUAUAUAUACAAAAACAUAUAUAAUGCUGCAUAGUAGCUUAUUAAAUGAUGUGCAAAGUCGUGCAGUAAGUAACCAAUAUUUUUAACUUUGUUUAGCAUACAGUUUCCCAUAAAGCUCUUUCUAAAACAUGAUUUACAUCUCUCAUUACUAUUGUUUCCAAGAAUAUAUUUGGAGGAAUGAAGGUCUACAAGCAGAAGGUAGAAUUAACACAUGGAGUCAGAAGCCAAGCAAUGAGGCAGGGCAGAUAGGUAGAACUUUUAUGUGUCCUGUCUCCAAUAGAUUGUGACUUACGGUCUUUUUGUUGCCAUGGGAACCAUUGACUUGCUGUCUGAGAGUUGGAGGGAAUGGAGGAUAACGGCAAAACCCUGGGUUUGGGGGUUGGACAGAUCUGGUGUAAAUCUCACUACUGCCACUUACUAGUUAAGUGACCUUUGGCAAGUUGCUACAUUUUUCUAGGCCUAAAUUUCUUCAUGUAUAUGGGGAGAAAAACACAGUUCCCAUCCCUAAUGGAUUUACCAUCUAAUUGGAGGGUGAGGUUAGAACCUGUGGUUAUAUAAUAAGAAUUUGAUUCUUGCUUUAAGAGAUACUCACAGUGGUUGGGGGGUUUAAAAGCAGGUAGAAGCCAGCCAGUUGGAAAACCAGAAAAGGCUUCAUGGGGGAACUGGUGUUUAGGUAGGUAGAUGUACCUGGUUUAGUAAGACUAACAUUUGGAGACCUAGUAGGGGGAGCAUUCCAGGCAGAGCAAAAACAAAAGCAAUGGUGUGGAGAUGGGAAAGGAAAGGCAUUUGAGAUAUAACAAGUGGUCUUAUUUCUUUAGAGACAGUUGAGAUUAAACAGACAUUAUAACUUUGUGCCCUCUGUGCUGUCAGGGACCCAGUGGUACAAAUGGUUUUAGUAGUGCUAAUGGUGGCUUUUGAGCAGACUAAUGCAUUUAAUAACUACUAUGACACCAUUACCAAGUAAAUAACCUUGUACUUGAAUAAUAUUUAGCUUUUACUGGACGUUCUUAAAAAUGUGGUCACUGUACUAAAGUGCCAGUACACACAUCUUCUGACACAGAGCCCCCAUACAAUGGAAUAGGGACAUUUUCAUAAAUAUUUCAGGAUUUCUAAAUUAUUUCCCCAAGUUAGUGUUGAGGAAAAGCUUCAUUGAUGAAUAAGAUUUUAAUAUCAUUGAAUAAGGUUUAACAGUUUUCUUUAUUCCUAAACUUCUCAGAGUUUAUUGUGCUAAUGUGCAGCGUGAGCCCCAUGAAGGGAGAUUUAGUGUGUGUCACUUCCCGAGCUUAUUGGACCUCCGAAUCCUUUGUUCCUUGACUUAAUAUUAAUAUCUCCCCAAAGAUGUUGUCUUUCAGUCAUCAGGGUCAGUAUUCUUACACCUGUCGAGCUUUUUCAAAGGCAGACAUACUUAUCCUUUUCCUUACUCAUGCCCUUUUCCAGUGUAACAGAUUUGCAGUGGGGCAGGACUGGGACAGGUGCUCAGAAGGUUAGGAACAAUGUGGGCUCCUUGAUGAUUCUGAUAUCUCACGUCCAUUCUUCCAACCUCCUACUUCCUGUCUCCACCCCAUCUUUGACUUGACCUAAGGUAUAAAUUAUUCUGUCAGUGGCGUGAACAGUUAAGGCUCAAGCCCUAAUUGCUAAACUUUUGCAAGAGAAACCUUAUUAAAAACUCAUGAAGAAAAGUAUAAAUAUGAACAUGAACAUGUAAGCAAAGGCUAAAUAGGUUAUAGAUCACCUCUAGAAUAGCAGCAGAUAAUGUACCAGGACUAUUAUCAUGCAAAGGGAGUACAUUUUAGAAUUUACAAGUUUAUUUCUAAGCCUAAUUUACUUUUAUAUGAAUAUUUUAAACCCACAUUAAUGUAUCUUCAAACAAUACAAUAUAUAGGAAACUUUCUGCUAAAGAUUGAGGUUUGAUAUUUUGAAAAUUCAAUAAAACAAACACAUAAUUUGGCUCAGAAGUAUCAAGGAUGUGCUGUGCAACUGAUACUACUUCUCUUUGUACAUUUCUUUCUUUUUUUUUUUUUAAGUUUAUUAUUUAUUUUGAGAGAGAGAGAGCGAGCCAGAGAAGGGCAGAGAGAGAGGGAGAGAGGAUCCCAAGCUGGCUCUGUGCUGGCUGCACUGAGCCUGAUGUGGGGCUCCAGCUCACGAACUGAGAGAUCAUGACCUGAGAUGGAGCCAAGAGUCAGAUGCUUAACCGACUGAGCCACCCAGUCACUGCAGCACAUUUAUUUUGAUUCUUAGAUUCUUAGCACUUUUGUAAGAGGUCAGAAAAAAGUUAAAAUUCAGAUUUUUGCUAUAUGUUAUCAUUUGUGGAAAUUGGAGGGAGUUUAUAAUUGCUUAUUAGAUUCCUGUAAUUCAUUGAUAGUAGGGAUCAAUCAUUUCAGUAAAAAUCAUUAUUCUUUUGGCUGCAUAACUGCUUAUUUUUUUAAUCUAUGUGUUUAGUUUUUUGACAAAGAUCUGCAUGAUAGUUUUUUCUUAAUAGUUCUCAGGUAGAAGUGUGUGUGUGUGUGUGUGUGUGUGUGUGUGUGUAUGUAUGUACAAAAUUGUAUACAUAAUGUAGUAUCAUGUAGUAAACCCAUAAAGACUGUCCUCAGUGAUUCUCGGAAGCAAGAUGUCUUUACUUCUUGAUCAAGUACCUCAGAAUAUACUGAACUUGCUUUCCUUACAUCAUCAAAAUGCAUAUGCUUCCUAUUGGAAAUGAUAAUAUCUCUCCUUUUUAUGAUGGAUAAGAAUUUUCUGUAUAUAGAAUGCAGGGAACCAAUAGAGGAAAGUGCCUAAAGGAAUGUGUAUAAGUUGCCAAAAUUUAUACCUCCUGAGAUGUUUCUAAGAGCAUCAUAAAUAGCAUACAGUGAAUGCCUUCCCUCCAGCUGAGCUUUUGAAAUAGCUCACUCAGCACUUUUGUUAAAUAAUAUCCCUGGGACAUGAACCGAAUAGCAUUUCCUGUUCAGUCUCAUCUGUCAUUUUCCUGAUUCCACAAACCAGUCUCCAGAUGUCAAAAUAUAAAGGUGAAAGUGAGUGAAAUUGUUUUUAUUUACAGAGCCCCCUAAAUCAAACCAGGAUUAUCUCCUGCCACCAUGACCCUAUGAAAUUCUAAACCAUCUUUAACCUUCAUUGUAGUUUAAAACAAUAUACUAUACUUGGAGACCAUUUUAGCUGAGUUGUAUAAUCUGCUGUUAUAAAUUCUGCCAGAGUAAAAUUAUCAUGAGCCUGGGAUAAUCCUUGUAAAACAUGCUUGUAGGACCUUUGUAACUACUACACUGAAACUCUAUUGCUACUUAAUAUCUCCAGCAUUGCAAGAAAGAGAUAGACUAUUGGUUUCUGUUUCUCUUGCAAGUACUUAUGAGUGUGGCUUCAAGGUGUGGAGGAAACAUGAAGCGAAAAUGCACUGUGAAACACCAAAGUGCUGUACUGCAGCAGAAUAUGUAAAAUCGCGACUCCCAGAGGCCCUCAAACAGCAUCUUCAGGACUACGAGAAGGACAAAGAAAAUAGUGUUUUGUCGUACCAGACCAUCCUUGAACAGCAGAUUCUGUCAAUUGACAGAGAAAUGCUAGAAAAAUUGACUGUAUCCUACGAUGAAGCAGGUACAACGUGUUUGAUUGCUCUGCUAUCAGAUAAGGACCUCACCGUGGCCAACGUGGGUGACUCAAGAGGGGUCCUGUGUGACAAGGAUGGGAACGCCAUUCCUUUGUCUCAUGAUCAUAAGCCUUACCAACUGAAAGAAAGAAAGAGGAUAAAGAGAGCUGGUGGUUUUAUCAGUUUCAAUGGCUCCUGGAGGGUCCAGGGAAUCCUGGCCAUGUCUCGAUCCCUGGGGGAUUAUCCGCUGAAAAAUCUCAAUGUGGUCAUCCCAGACCCAGAUAUCCUGACCUUUGACCUGGACAAGCUCCAGCCCGAGUUCAUGAUCUUGGCAUCAGAUGGCCUCUGGGAUGCUUUCAGCAAUGAAGAAGCUGUUCGAUUCAUCAAGGAGCGCUUGGAUGAACCUCAUUUUGGGGCUAAGAGCAUAGUUUUACAGUCAUUUUACAGAGGCUGCCCUGACAAUAUAACAGUCAUGGUGGUGAAGUUCAGGAAUAGCAGCAAAACAGAAGAGCAGUGAACCCCUCAGGGUUUCGUCUGCCUUAGACUAAAGGACUUUCAACACA
Messenger RNA from Panthera uncia (snow leopard), 7789 nucleotides. It is a transcript of the gene PPM1L, whose product is annotated as protein phosphatase, Mg2+/Mn2+ dependent 1L. The record is from RefSeq and is a predicted model, not a curated record. Gene Ontology annotation, biological process: protein dephosphorylation; positive regulation of canonical NF-kappaB signal transduction; positive regulation of canonical Wnt signaling pathway. Gene Ontology annotation, cellular component: nucleus; cytosol. Lineage: Eukaryota; Metazoa; Chordata; Mammalia; Carnivora; Felidae. The coding region runs from base 7033 to 7743 and encodes 236 amino acids. Gene Ontology annotation, molecular function: cation binding; protein serine/threonine phosphatase activity. The transcript is spliced from 4 exons.